Arvicola amphibius (Eurasian water vole) is the source of this 1709-nucleotide messenger RNA. It is a transcript of the gene Bckdha, whose product is annotated as branched chain keto acid dehydrogenase E1 subunit alpha. The transcript has 9 exons. The record is from RefSeq and is a predicted model, not a curated record. Lineage: Eukaryota; Metazoa; Chordata; Mammalia; Rodentia; Cricetidae. Gene Ontology annotation, biological process: branched-chain amino acid catabolic process. Gene Ontology annotation, molecular function: oxidoreductase activity, acting on the aldehyde or oxo group of donors, disulfide as acceptor. Bases 50 to 1387 code for a protein of 445 amino acids.
GUCAGCCCAUCUCGCUCCCGUGAGAAAGGAGGCGUGGUUAUUAGCCAAGAUGGCGGUAGCGAUGUGUAUGGCCAAGAUCUGGAGGCCUAGCGGUGGCCUGGGUCAGGCUGCGCUCCUGCUGCUGCGGUGGCCUGGGGCUCGGGGCUUGGCUAGAUUCCACCCCAGCAGACAACAGCAGCAGUUCCCAUCCCUGGACGACAAGCCCCAGUUCCCAGGGGCCUCGGCAGAGUUUGUAGACAAGCUUGAGUUCAUCCAACCCAAUGUCAUUUCUGGCAUCCCCAUCUACCGUGUCAUGGACCGCCAGGGCCAGAUCAUCAACCCCAGCGAAGACCCCCAUCUGCCCCAGGAGGAGGUACUGAAGUUAUACAGGAGCAUGACACUGCUCAACACCAUGGACCGAAUUCUCUAUGAAUCCCAACGGCAGGGCCGGAUCUCCUUCUACAUGACCAACUAUGGUGAGGAGGGGACGCAUGUGGGAAGUGCUGCCGCCCUGGACCAUACAGACCUGGUGUUUGGCCAAUACCGGGAGGCAGGUGUGCUCAUGUACCGGGACUACCCUCUGGAGCUGUUCAUGGCCCAGUGCUAUGGCAACGUGAGUGACCCAGGCAAGGGGCGCCAGAUGCCCGUUCACUAUGGCUGCAAGGAGCGCCACUUCGUCACCAUCUCCUCUCCACUAGCCACACAGAUCCCUCAGGCGGUGGGGGCAGCCUAUGCUGCCAAGCGGGCCAAUGCCAGCCGGAUUGUGAUCUGCUACUUUGGCGAGGGGGCAGCCAGUGAAGGGGAUGCCCAUGCCGGCUUCAACUUUGCAGCCACCUUGGAAUGUCCUAUCAUCUUCUUCUGCCGGAACAAUGGCUAUGCCAUUUCCACACCAACCUCUGAGCAGUACCGUGGGGACGGCAUCGCGGCUCGGGGCCCUGGGUAUGGCAUCCUGUCAAUCCGUGUGGACGGCAACGACGUGUUUGCAGUGUACAAUGCCACUAGGGAGGCCCGGCGGCGGGCUGUGGCUGAGAACCAGCCCUUCCUCAUUGAGGCCAUGACCUACAGGAUUGGACACCACAGUACCAGUGACGACAGCUCAGCAUACCGUUCAGUGGACGAGGUCAAUUACUGGGACAAGCAGGACCACCCGAUCUCGAGGCUGAGGCAGUAUCUGCUGAACCAGGGCUGGUGGGAUGAGGAGCAGGAGAAGGCCUGGCGAAAGCAGUCACGAAAGAAGGUGAUGGAAGCCUUUGAACAGGCCGAGCGGAAGCUAAAGCCCAACCCAAACCUGCUGUUCUCUGACGUGUACCAGGAGAUGCCUGCCCAGCUCCGCAGACAACAGGAGUCACUGGCACGACAUCUGCAGACCUACGGGGAGCAUUACCCCCUGGACCACUUUGACAAGUGAGGCCCUAGCCACCCUGACGUGGUCCUGCUCUGAGUAGAGCGUGGUAUUCCUCCAGUCAGUGCUGCUAACAUGCUCAGCGGCCAGGGUGGCACUCCAAACUCAUGGGGUGACUCCCACUCCCCAUUCCUGCUCCUUCAGGCUUCUUCACUGGGGCACAGUGUUUGCAGCUAUUGCUGAGGCUCCGUCACCCUCUCACCUGUUAUACAGUGCCUUUUUGGGGUAGGACCCAGGCCAGGGAAGACCCUCUGGGCAGGUGGCCCCGGAUCUUGCCCAGAGUACAAGCUGGUCAGCAGGAUGAAUAAACCAGGGGCUCUGCCUUUGA